AUGACGAGUCAGUCGAAUGAAAGCCCCAUAGAUAAAGAUUGGCACAAUAGUGACUACGAAAUAAAAGAGCAAGACCGGUUUCUACCGAUUGCAAAUGUUGGUAGAGUGAUGAAAAAAGCGCUUCCUGAAAGGGCCAAAUUAUCAAAAGAAUCAAAAGAAUGUGUACAAGAAUGUGUAAGUGAAUUUAUUUCCUUCAUUACAAGUCAAGCGGCUGAUAAAUGUAAAUUGGAAAAACGCAAAACACUAAACGGAGAAGAUAUUUUGUGGGCAAUGUAUACUCUAGGAUUCGAGAACUAUUCCGAAACUCUUAAGAUAUACCUUGCCAAGUAUCGACAGUAUGAGCAAGAACAAGCUUUAAUCAAGCCACCAAGAAGGAAAAUGUAUAAGAGGAAGAAGAAACUGAAAAAAGAAACCCUGGAGGAAGAAGGAACGGAAGAUGAAUAUGACGAUGAGUUUAAUAAUGAAGAUACUAUGCUCAACCCUUCUGUGGACUAUUUUCAAGAGAGCAAUUUAAAUGAACACGAGCCAAGUUAUCCAGCUCCACCAACAACCAGUUCGGUAGUUGGUACAUCAUUCCCCAUAGGAGACGAUUUUUUUCAGGAGCAAAGUAUUGAUAACACAGGUGGAGAGAAUUUCCAAUACUUGAAUCACCCAAAUAUUCAACAAGACCAACAGCCACUUCUUACCCAGACGUAUCCACAGCAACAACAACUGCAGCCACAGCAACUACAUACACAACCACAACCACAUCAGAUGUAUACCCCUCAAGAGCAAGCAUAUGACGUGAACGACAUGAGCGAUUUACAAAUGCAACUCAAUCAACAGGGUCAAAACGUCGGAAUAAUUUUGAGAAGCUCUCCUCGUUAUUCAAGAACCGGGCAAGGUAACAAUCAGGGUUGA
Molecule: messenger RNA, 900 nt
Organism: Lodderomyces orthopsilosis Co 90-125
Lineage: Eukaryota; Fungi; Ascomycota; Pichiomycetes; Serinales; Debaryomycetaceae
Gene: HAP3
Product: Hap3p
Exons: 2
Coding region: 1-900 (299 amino acids)
Biological process (GO): regulation of transcription by RNA polymerase II
Cellular component (GO): CCAAT-binding factor complex
Molecular function (GO): DNA-binding transcription activator activity, RNA polymerase II-specific; protein heterodimerization activity; RNA polymerase II cis-regulatory region sequence-specific DNA binding
Source: RefSeq, a predicted model, not a curated record